AGAACCAGUUUCAGUUCCAAGUUUCAACUAAAAACUUUUCUCACUUUAGUUGUUUUUAUUAGCUACUUUUUUUCUUUCAUCUUCUUCUUCUUCGUGUUCUUCAAUUCCCGGGUUGUUUAGCUGCAAAAUUCUCUCUCUUGUAUUUCUCCCGCUUUUUUCGAUUUCAUCCGCAUCAUAUGCAGUCGUAGAGAGAGAGAGAGAGAGAGAGAGAGAGAAGCAGCUCACAGAGCAAAAAUGGAGAUUGAAUUGGAGCCACGAGUGAAGCCGCUGGACUACAAAGUGAAAGGAGUUUCCCGAGAAUCGCCGUCUCAGAAGGCCGCUAAUGUUCUUGAUUCCGAUCUUCGAACUCAUUGGUCCACCGCUACCAACACCAAGGAGUGGAUUCUCCUCGAGUUAGAUGAACCAUGUUUACUAUCACAUAUUCGCAUCUACAAUAAAUCUGUCCUCGAAUGGGAAAUCGCAGCUGGUUUACGAUACAAGCCAGAGACAUUUGUGAAAGUUCGUUCACGUUGUGAAGCGCCUCGACGAGACAUGAUCUACCCUAUGAACUACACUCCAUGUCGCUAUGUAAAAAUAUCUUGUUUGCGUGGAAAUCCAAUAGCUGUGUUUUUUGUUCAGAUGAUUGGUGUUCCAGUGGCUGGUUUGGAGCCAGAGUUCCAACCCGUUGUGAAUCACUUGUUGCCACAUAUUGUAUCACACAGACAAGAUGGUGAUGAUAUGCAUCUUCAGUUGCUUCAAGAUAUGACAGUCAGGUUAUCUCCAUUUCUUCCACAACUUGAGACAGACCUUGUGGGAUUUUCAGAUGCUCCUGAUCUUAACUUACGUUUCCUUGCAAUGCUUGCUGGUCCAUUCUAUCCAAUACUACAUCUCGUGAACGAGAGAGCAGCAUCAAAGUCUACUGGAAAUGGAACUGAAACUGAAGUUUCUAAGAAUUAUCAGAUGUCUUCACCAUUGACCGUUUCUUCGAAUUUUGAGCCACGGAAGUCUCGUAGCAUAUUACCUGUGGUCCCAUCUACAUCGAGCUGUGUAGUAUUUCGCCCAGAUGCAAUCUUCAUGCUUUUGAGAAUGGCUUACAAAGAUUCUACAUUCGGUGCUAUAUGCAGAGUGGCUUCUAGAAUACUGUUGAAGGUUGUCGAACCCAUUGCAGUGCAAGAAGCUUCACCAUUGGCUGAUGAAGCUGCUGUUUCCGAUGAGUUUACAAAACCUGGAUUAUCCGACCCUGUCUCCAUCGCUGAUUACUCUAAAUUGUUUGGAGAAGAUUUUGAAGUGCCUGAUGAUCAAUGGGAUUUGAGCUAUCUUAGCAUUUUGGAUGUUGGUGCAGUGGAAGAAGGCAUUUUGCAUAUUCUUUUCGCUUGUGCCUCUCAGCCCACUAUUUGCAGUAAACUGGCAGAGAGGGCUGUUGAGUUGUGGCUAGCUUUACCUCUUGUACAAGCAUUGCUUCCAGUUCUUCGACCGCCUUUGAGCAGUCCCUUUGAUGUGGUCAAUGACAUCUUUUCUUUAUGGAAGGGGUCGGUGGUGCAACAGGCUCUCUCUCAGAUUGUGGCAACAUUGUCAUCUCCAUUAUACCAUCCGCUUCUACAUGCUUGUGCUGGCUAUCUAUCAUCAUUUUCUCAAUCACAUGCUAAGGCUGGAUGUGUUCUGAUCGACUUAUGUUCAUCUGUACUAGCGCCCUGGAUGCCUCGUGUUAUUGCGAAGGUUGAUCUGGUUAUUGAGCUUCUAGAAGAUCUUUUGGGUGUCAUCCAGAAUGCACGACAGUCCCUUGAUCAGGCUCGUGCUGCCUUAAAAUAUAUUCUGCUGGCUUUAUCUGGUUAUUUCGACGACAUACUAGGAAGCUAUAAGGAAGUAAAACAUAAGAUUCUCUUUCUCGUGGAGAUGCUAGAGCCUUUUCUCGAUCCUGCCAUUAGUGGGUCGAAGACUCCGAUAGCUUUUGGAGAUCUUUCUCCUGUUUUUCCCCAAAAGCUGGAAAACAGUUGUCUGAUUGCUCUCAAUGUCAUCUGCUCGGCCGUACAAAAGCCAUCCGUUCUUCCUUCAAUAGAAUUCGAAUGGAGGCGUGGCUCAGUUGCUCCUAGCGUGCUUCUUUCAGUUUUGCAUCCUCACUUGCAGUUGCCUCCUGAAGUCGACCUUCGGAAGUCCUCUGCUUCCAAACCUCUCAACCCAGAUUUUUCUGCUUCAAAAUUAAAUGCCGUAAACGACUGUGAUGGGAAGAUAGAUGAUCACGACACGCCUGGAAAAUCUGAUGUCUACGAAGAUGCUAUACCUUUUUUUGUCGCUCCAGAAUUGCGGUGUGAAUCUCUGGAUAAUCAUUCUAGUCGUUUGAAUGAAGGUAGCUUAAUCUCUAGCCAUGGAAAUGUGAACAUAGAGCCUAAAGAAGUGGUUCAAGGGACCAAUCCUGAUCGGUUUCGCGGAGAACUGGUAUUGGAUUUUGGAAUUAAUAUUGAGUAUUUCAACUUGGAAGCAGAUUAUUUUCAACUUGUAAACUAUCGUGACAGUGAAGUGAAGGCUUCUGAAUUUCGCCGCUUAGCCCUGGAUCUAAGUUCUCAAAACGAGCUAACUUCUGAGGGUCAUGAUGCAUCCAUAGAUGCAUUACUCUUGGCAGCAGAGUGCUAUGUCAACCCAUAUUUUAUGAUGUCUUGCAAAUACAAUCCAAAUCACAUGAAAGGUAUGAAAAGUAAUGAGGCCACAGUGUCUAAAAGUAGCCCAACUUCUGAGCUGACCAAACUUGCUGGCAAGAGUAAAGCUGAUCUGGAGACAAUAGCUCACCUUGAAAGAAAGAGAGACAAGGUUGUUCUUCAAAUUUUGCUGGAAGCUGCUGAAUUGGAUAGAAAAUAUCAUCUGAAUUUGUCUGAUUCGGAGUCUUGUCCGUAUAAUGGUGAAGGAUUAGAUGAAAAAAUGAUCAUGUUGUCUUCCAAUGACGUGCAAUCCGUCGAUGCUGUGACCUUAGUACGACAAAAUCAAGCUCUGUUGUGGACUUUUGUCAUUCGACUUUUACAGAGAAAGCCUAAUUCAAUGCACGAAAUCCUUAUGCAAAGUCUUCUAUUUUUGUUGCGUUCGGCCACUAAACUACAUUGUCGUCCUGAAGAUGUUAUCGAUAUCAUUUUAAGUUCAGCAGAGUUUCUAAAUGGAUUGCUAACAUCUCUGUAUUAUCAAAUCAAAGAUGGAAACUCACAGUUGGAACCUGGAACAAUUCACGGCACGCAGCGACACUGGAUACUUCUUCAGAAAUUGGUACAUGCAGGUAGCGGAGGUAAUUAUCGAACGGACUUCACGUCAAGUGCCAAUAACAGUUUUUGCUCUGGGAAUCUGAUUCCAGCUUCUGCUUGGAUGCAAAGAAUUUCUGAAUUUUCAAUUAGCCAAUUUCCUUUGGCUCGUUUCCUCGGUUGGAUGGCGGUAUCCCGUAAUGCAAAACAGUAUACAAUGGACCGUCUUUUUCUUGCAUCAGAUUUAUCACAGUUAACAAGUUUGUUGCAUAUUUUUUCUGAUGAGCUUUCGGUAGUAGACAAUAUUUAUAAAAAGCACGAUGAAGUUACGAUUGAAGAAACAGAGUGCAGAAAUGUUCCUUCGGAGAGUAAGGAACUCGGAGCAGUUGAACAGCAUGGCGGUCCAUCAUUUCAUGUUAUCUACCCUGAUCUUAGCAAAUUCUUUCCUAAUAUGAGAAAUCACUUUAUAGCUUUUGGAGAAGUCAUAUUAGAGGCUGUUGGAUUGCAACUGAAAUCACUUUCCCCUAAUGUCCUGCCUGAUAUACUAUGCUGGUUUUCUGACCUCUGUUCCUGGCCAUUUUUCCACAGUGAUUUAACUUCCCAUUCCAGCUCUCAUUUCAUGAAGGGUUAUGUUUCAAAGAAUGCAAAGUGCAUUGUGCUUCAUAUUCUCGAAGCCAUUGUAAGUGAACAUAUGGAACCGAUGAUUCCCGAGAUCCCUCGACUUGUGCAAGUGCUAGUUUCCCUUUGUGGAGCCGAGUACUGUGAUGUGCCAUUUCUCAAAUCUGUUGUGCUUUUGUUAAAGCCACUUAUUUCAUAUUCUUUACAGAAGAUAUCGAAGGAUGAACAAGUAUUGGAUGAUGGUUCUACAAAUUUCGAGUCUUUGUGCUUCAAUGAACUUUUCAACGACAUCAAGGAGAACGAGAUAGACGAUUCCCUUCGAAAAGUUUAUAACAAAGCUUUGUCUAUCUUUGUAUUGGCUUCCUUCUUUCCCGAUUUCUCUUUUCAACGCAAGAGGGAAAUAUUGCAAUCCUUAAUUACUUGGGUUGAUUUUACCUCAUCACAACCCACUUCAUGUUUCCACAAUUACCUGUGUUCAUUCCAAGAAGUAAUGGGAAGUUGUAGAAGCUUGCUACUUCAGAAACUAAAAGCAUUCGGUGCUAUUCCGAUAUCUUUACCCGACCUUGAGGAUACAAGCUCUAGUGUACUUGUUGAGGAGAGGUCAAAGUCACAGCCAGGGUUUCUCUGUGAUAUUUACGAGAACCCGCUAUCUAAUAGAAAUUCCGAGAACUUGGAAAGAAAGAGUGAGGGCAACAAUACUGAAUUAUCUGUUGAGGAAAUAGGAGAAUUUCGUAAAGAUCUAGAGGCCCUUAUUUCCAAGCUUUUUCCCACUAUUGAGCACUGUUGGAAUCUUCAUCAUCAACUGGCUAAAAGUUUGACUGUGACGAUGGCCGAGUGUUUGGUUUACUCGCAGUGCCUAUCUUCCAUAGCCCAGAAUGCUUGCAGUGAUGAAAAGGAAGAGGGUGAACAUGCUACACUAUCUAAGACGAGCAGUCAAUUCCUCGUCUACUUAAGAGGCGGUCUUAAGAGAUUGGCUGAAACCGCCAUAAUGCUCGAAGAAGAAAGUUGCUGGGAAGCUGCUUCUGUGGUUAUUGAUUGUCUGCUCGAUUUGCCUCGUAGUUUAAACUUGGAAAACAUUGUUUCCACUAUUUGUUCUGCACUCAAGAGUGUUUCUUGCAACGCACCAAGCCUCACUUGGCGCCUGCAAACCCAGAAAUGGUUGUCAGCAUUACUCAGGAGAGGCAUCUCCACCGGCAAUGGAGAUGAAGUUGCUCUGGUCGAUCUAUUCUGCACAAUGCUGGGACAUCCUGAACCCGAGCAACGAUACAUAGCUCUUCAGCAGUUGGGUAAUUUGGUUGGCAUAGAUGCCUUUGAUGGCAUUGCUGCACAACAAUGUUCCAAAAUUUGUAGUAGUUUCGUUUCAACUGGCUCGGGGGAAUCUAUUUCUGAGUCUACACUCUCUCAUCUGGUUUCACAUACAUGGGAUCAAGUGGCUUCUUUAGCAGCAUCUGACUCAUCAUUAUAUUUGAAAACUCGUGCGAUGGCACUUCUUAUAGCCUUUGUCCCGUAUGUUAGUCGACAGGAAUUACAAUCCUUGCUAGCAUCCGCCGACUGCAUUCAUGGCACAAAGGUUUUGCAUCCAGCAUCUGAGGGCCCAUUACUACAGCUUUCAUUAGCACUAAUUUCUUCCGCUUGCCUCCAUUCCCCGGUCGAAGACGUCUUUUUGAUUCCUGAAAGUGUUUGGAGUAAUAUUGAGGCUUUGGGGUCAUCAAAGACUGAUGGCAGACUUGGAGAUUUGGAGAGGAAAGCCUGUCAAGUCUUAUGUCGAUUGAGAAAUGAAGGGGAUGAAGCCAAAGAGGUUCUGAAAGAUGUGCUCUCUUCGAGCUCCCCGAAGCAAUUCAAUGAAGAUUUUCUAAGCAUUCGGGAGUCGAUACUGCAGGUCCUUUCGAAUAUGACUUCUGCUCAGUCAUAUUUCGAUGCAUUCUCUCAAAAGAAAGAUCAAGAAACAAUGGAACUAGAGGAGGCUGAACUGGAACUCGACCUCGCUCAAAAGGAGCUUAAACAACCUGAUUCAUCCAAUGAUUUUAACAAUUUUCCGAGAAUCACUUCCUCUGCGGUAGCCGAUUCACGUCUUCAGCAGAUAAAAAACUCCAUUCGCUCCAUAGAAAAAUCCAAACUCCAGGUAGAAGUAGCAGCUCGUCGACAGAAAAGACAUCUUAUGAGACAAGCACGGCACAAAUAUCUAGAAGAUGCUGCAUUGCAUGAGGCUGAACUUUUGCAAGAACUUGACAGGGAGAGAACGGUUGAAAUGGAAAAGGAAAUCGAAAGACAGCGCUUGCUUGAGCUUGAGCGGGCAAAAACCCGGGAGCUGCGUUAUAAUCUUGAUAUGGAGAAGGAGAGACAAAUGCAGAGGGAACUUCAGCGUGAACUGGAGCAGGCCGAGUCUGGACCUCGAUCAUCAAGACGUGAAUUCUCUUCCUCUUCCCAUAGUAGUCGACCUCGGGACAGAUAUCGUGAAAGAGACAAUGGCAGACCAAGCAAUGAAGGGAAUGCCAGAACAAGUGCCGGUGGCUUACAGACUGAAACUUCUACUACCACCAAUUCAUCAAUGACCGGAGUACCAACCAUUGUACUUUCGGGGGCGAGACAAUACUCGGGACAGUUGCCUACAAUCCUACAAUCUCGUGAGCGUCCAGAUGAAUGUGGUAGCAGUUACGAUGAAAAUAUAGAUGGAAGCAAGGAUUCAGGUGACACUGGAAGUGUUGGUGAUCCAGAAUUAGUUUCGAUAUUUGAUGGACAUUCGGGUCCGCCCGGAUCUUCUCAAAGACAUGGAUCAAGAGGCAGCAAGUCGAGGCAAGUUAUAGAACGAAGGGAAAGGGAUGGUGGCAGACGCGAAGGUAAGUGGGAAAGAAAACAUUCAUGACCAAUGCUGCCUCGAGAUUAGUAGAUCAAUUGUCGUCGUUGCGUCGUCGAGCUCUGGAUCAAUGGGUUAUUAGAUGUGGCACUGCAAGCGUUCCACAGCAAAUUCGAGUUUACGUCCUCGGGCAAUCUAUCUAAGACUAAUUAGACUGAGUUGAGUUGCUCUAAACAGAUCCUACAGCGGUCGAGGCUUGUGUACGCAGUCGAGUAAGCUAUUGACAUGCACAAAAUUCUCGUUCUUCUGUCGUGAACCAAUCGAGGAAGGUGAAGUUUACCCUCCUGGGACAUUCCAAUGAAGGAGAAUUGACAGUGCCCAUGGAACAUCAUUUCUUGAAGAUUGCUUGUUUAUUUGUAAUCCAGACGCCGAAUCAUUCAAGUGGGGAUCAAAUUGGAAAGGUCUCUUCAAAUGGAACCGUCAUAUGCUCUUAAAUUAAAAUAGAGAUUGGGAAUUACUUUAGUUUAUUAUUUU
This is a messenger RNA of Cucurbita pepo subsp. pepo (vegetable marrow), 7143 nucleotides long. RefSeq lists its product as uncharacterized. Lineage: Eukaryota; Viridiplantae; Streptophyta; Magnoliopsida; Cucurbitales; Cucurbitaceae. The record is from RefSeq and is a predicted model, not a curated record.